This is a messenger RNA of Thyridium curvatum, 1623 nucleotides long. RefSeq lists its product as uncharacterized. Bases 1 to 1623 code for a protein of 540 amino acids. The transcript is spliced from 2 exons. The record is from RefSeq and is a predicted model, not a curated record. Gene Ontology annotation, cellular component: mitochondrion. Lineage: Eukaryota; Fungi; Ascomycota; Sordariomycetes; Thyridiales; Thyridiaceae. Gene Ontology annotation, molecular function: FAD binding; catalytic activity.
AUGCGCGGCGCAAGGAUCGCCCGGAUGGCGCUGCGGCAGACCGCCAUGUGCAGCGCCCGGGCGGCAGCCCGUCAUCACGCCGUGCCGAUCGCGGCGCGCGCCUUCUCGGCCUCUGCCAUCCGCGCCGACUCGACGGCGCCCAGCAAGCUCACGGCCAACAACUACCCGGACCUCAAGCGGAAUCCAAACUUUGCGCAGGUCACGCCGGAGGACGUCAAGUUCUUCCAGGACCUGCUGGGCUCCGCCUCGGCCGUCAUCGACGGCGUCACCGCCGACGCCUCGGAUGACCUCAGCCCGUUCAACGGCGACUGGAUGAACAAGUACCGCGGCCAGUCCAGGCUGCUGCUCAAGCCCGCGACCACGGAGGAGGUCAGCAAGAUCCUCAAGUACUGCAACGACAGGAAGCUCGCCGUCGUGCCCCAGGGUGGUAAUACCGGCCUGGUGGGCGGCUCCGUGCCUGUCUUUGACGAGAUCAUCCUCAACCUGUCGCGCAUGAACAGGAUCGAGUCCUUUGACGAGCGGUCGGGCGUGCUCGUCGCCGACGCCGGCGUCAUACUCGAGGUCGCCGACCAGUACCUGGCCGAGCGCAACCACCUGUUUCCGCUCGACCUCGGCGCCAAGGGCUCGUGCCACAUCGGCGGCAACAUCGCCACUAACGCUGGCGGUCUGCGCCUCCUCCGCUACGGGUCCCUGCACGGCAGCGUUCUGGGCCUCGAGGCGGUCCUGCCCGACGGCACCGUCGUCGACACCCUCUCGACCCUGCGCAAGAACAACACGGGCUACGACCUGAAGCAGCUCUUCAUCGGCGCCGAGGGCACCCUCGGCGUCAUCACCAAGGCCGCCGUCCAGUGCCCCGCCCGCCCCAAGGCCGUCAACGUCGCCUACUUUGGCUUCGAGAGCUACGAAAAGAUGUGCGAGGCCUUCAAGGAGGCCAAGGGCCGCCUGUCUGAGAUCCUGUCCGCCUUCGAGCUCAUGGACGGCCGCAGCCAGCGCCUCGUCGGCCAGGCCACGGGCAACCCCUUGCCCAUCGAGGGCGAGUACCCCUUCUACGGCCUCGUCGAGACGCACGGCUCCAACGGCGAGCACGACAUGGCCAAGCUUGAGGAGUUCUUCGAGCACAUCAUGGGCGAGGGCAUCGUUGCCGACGGCGUGCUCGCCCAGGACGAGACGCAGUUCCGCGCCCUCUGGGCCUGGCGCGAGGGCAUCACCGAGACGCUGAGCCACCUCGGCGGCACCUACAAGUUCGACGUGUCCAUCCCGCUGUCGGACCUGUACCGGCUCGUCGACGACACGCUCGAGCGCAUGACGCGCCUCGGCCUCGUCGGCGACGACGACUCGUUCCCCGUGCGCACCGUCGUCGGCUACGGCCACAUGGGCGACGCGAACCUGCACCUCAACAUCGCCGUGCGGCGCUACAGCAAGGAGGUCGAGGAGGCGCUCGAGCCCUGGGUCUACGAGUGGAUCAAGGAGUGCAGGGGUAGCAUCAGCGCCGAGCACGGCCUGGGCCUGGCCAAGAAGCAGUUCAUCGGCUACAGCCAGAACGACGUGGUCCUGGGCAUGAUGAAGCAGCUCAAGGCGCUGUACGACCCGAACGGCAUCAUGAACCCCUACAAGUACAUUUAG